AUGUCCACCAAACCAAGGCUACCGAACAGCACACCAUACCACCCUUCCACUCUCUCUUACCCAGCCACCAACCACGCACACACAACCGCCAUCACAGCUAACAUGUCUCCCCUCCCCAAACGCACCAUCUUCCUCCUCGGUCUCUUCCUUAUGACCACCCAAGCAAACCCCCUGGACGCCCACCCCAAACCACGGCGUUCCAUCGGCGGCGUCCUAAUCUGCACCAACCCCAACGCCACCGGCGUCUGCACCCACGAAACCUACCAACUCAACAAGUGCUACAACCUCCCCGACGCUCUUCGGAACAACGCUGCCACCUUUGCGCCAGACCCCGGUAAUUUCUUUUGUUAUCCUUACCUCAAGGUCUGCGGCGGUAUUUGCACCUCACCUGAGGGUUGCACCAUGGGACCUGUCGACUCUGACUACCCCCACCGGUACAACCUUACGGCCGUGAGCUGGGACCGGUUUAUUACUUCGUUUGAUUGUCUUUUGAAGUGAUCUGAGAAGGGGGGCUGUCGUUGGUUGGGUUACGAACCUGUCGCAGGAAGAGAGGCUUCUUUCUUGUCGAUCACAAGCUGUAUUGGUAGUCAGACGCAAUCCUCACAACAUCAAUACGCAGAAAAGCAAACAGCAAAAUAGAUCACUGUUUUGAUAAGCAAAAGUGUACAAAUCCCGA
This is a messenger RNA of Podospora pseudocomata, 676 nucleotides long. RefSeq lists its product as uncharacterized. The transcript has 3 exons. Bases 1 to 498 code for a protein of 165 amino acids. Lineage: Eukaryota; Fungi; Ascomycota; Sordariomycetes; Sordariales; Podosporaceae. The record is from RefSeq and is a predicted model, not a curated record.